Molecule: messenger RNA, 2976 nt
Organism: Thermothielavioides terrestris NRRL 8126
Lineage: Eukaryota; Fungi; Ascomycota; Sordariomycetes; Sordariales; Chaetomiaceae
Exons: 5
Coding region: 1-2976 (991 amino acids)
Molecular function (GO): oxidoreductase activity; molybdopterin cofactor binding
Source: RefSeq, a predicted model, not a curated record
AUGGAUUGUUUCGCAGCCCCUGCGAUUCGGACCCGGGAUGCAAUCGAGGACAUCUGGGGUCCCCGGACACCGUACAAAGACGAAUGGCCCACCCGGGUCGAUUAUGCUCUAGAUGAGGAGCCCGAAGCUUGGGUCCAGAGCGCAUGUGUGCUGUGCAGCAAUGGCUGCGGCCUGGACAUCGGCGUCAAGGAUGGCAGGGUUGUUGGGGUCAGGGGCAGGGCUACCGACCGUGUAAACAAGGGCCGCUUGGGGCCGAAGGGCCUGACUGGGUGGAAGGCAAUUCACAGCAAGGACCGCUUGACCUAUCCCAUGGUGCGGAAGAACGGCCGGCUGGAACGGGCGACGUGGGAUGAGGCGAUGGGCCUCAUCGUGGCCAAGUCAAAGGAGUUGCAGAAACACCUCACUAACCACAGCAUCGCUUUCUACACCAGCGGCCAGCUGUUCCUGGAGGAGUACUAUGCCCUGGCGCUCGUGGGUAAGGCCGGGCUUCACACUCUCCACAUGGACGGAAACACGCGACUAUGCACGGCCACGGCCGCCGCCUCGAUGCGGGAAUCUUUCGGCUCUGACGGGCAGCCGGGCUCCUAUGCUGACAUUGACUACACUGAUUGCCUCUUCAUGGUGGGACACAACACCGCAACGACGCAAACCGUUCUGUGGUCGAGGAUCCUGGACCGUCUGGAAGGGCCACUCCCCCCAAAGCUCGUCGUGGUGGACCCUAGACUGUCCGAGACGGCCCGCAAAGCGACUCUGCACCUGGCGCCGCGGGUGGGCACCAACCUCGCGUUGCUGAACGGAAUCCAGCACCUCAUGUUCAAGAAUGGAUGGAUCGACGAGGAUUACGUGUCCAAGCACGUCAUCGGUCGAAGCGAAUCGGAGAAGGUGGUCGGUGAGUACGACCCCGACACCGUCGAGAAAGUCACCGGCGUGCCGGUCAAGCAACUGGAAGAGGCGGCGCGCAUCAUCGGGACGGCGAAGAGCUUGGUGUCGACGGCGCUCCAAGGCGUGUACCAGUCCAACCAGGCGACCGCCAGCGCAUGCCAGAUCAACAACAUCAACCUCCUGCGGGGCAUGAUUGGCAAGCCUGGCUGUGGGAUCCUGCAGAUGAACGGCCAGCCGACGGCCCAGAACAACCGCGAGGCCGGAUGCGACGGCGAGUUUCCUGGCUUCCGCAACCAUCAGAACCCAACCCAUAUGAAGGAGCUGGCAGAACUGUGGAACAUCGACCCAAUCCACGUGCCACACUGGAAUGAGCCGACGCAUGUGCAAAACCUGCUCAACUACAUCGAAAGCGGCUCGGUCAGGAUGUUCUGGAUCAGCGGGACCAACCCGCUCGUCAGUCUGCCGAACUUGACCCGCAUCCGCAACCUGUUGACGCAGCCCGGCUUGUUUGUCGUGUGCCAGGACAUCUACAUGACGGAAACCGCCGCGAUCGCCGACGUCGUGCUCCCCGCGGCGCAGUGGGGCGAGAAGACGGGCUGCUUCACCAACGCGGACCGCACCGUCCACAUCUCGCACAAGGCCGUCGAACCGCCGGGCGAGUGCAAGUCGGACUUGGACAUCUUCCUCGACUACGCCAAGAGAAUGGGUUUCAAGGACAAGGACGGAAACGACCUGAUCCCCUGGACGACGCCAGAGGAGGUGUUCGAGGCCUGGAAAAAGGUGUCGGCCGGGCGGCCGUGCGACUACACCGGACUGAGCUACGAGCGCCUCACGGGGGGGUCGGGCAUCCAGUGGCCCUGCAACGAGAAGAAUCCGCAGGGCACGGAGCGGCUGUACACGGACGGCGUCUUCCCCACUGACAUUGACUACUGCGAGAGCUUCGGCCACGACCCCGAGACCGGGGCGCCGUACACAAAGCAGCAGUACAUGUCCAUGAACCCAGCGGGCCGAGCCAUCCUCAAAGCGUGCCACUACUCGCCGCCGCUCGAGGAGCCGGACGAAGAAUUCCCGCUGAGACUCUCGACGGGCCGGAAGGUCCACCAAUUCCACACCAGAACCAAGACGGGCCGGACGGCACUGCAGAAAGCGUGCCCGGAGCCCGAGGUCAGGGUGUCGGAGAAGGACGCCGCCAGUGCCGGAGUCUCGGACGGCGAGAUGGUGAUUGUGCGGUCAAGGCGCGGGGCAGUGGAGCUGAAGUGCAGCGUCGGGGGCAUCGCCGAGGGGCAGGUCUUCGUCCCUUUCCACUUCGGGUACUGGGAUUCGCAAGACGGGCGUGCCAGAGCGGCGAACGAGCUCACCUUCGACCGCUGGGACCCCAUCUCCAAGCAACCCUACUUCAAGUCCGGCGCCGUGCGGCUCGAGAAAAUCCCCUCGCCAACCAGCACCAACACGAGCACCGGCGCGCCGCACAUCCGCGAGCAGCACUCCGACGCCAUCCGCAAAGCCGCCGCCAAAUCCGCGGCCGCCACCACCGCCAGCGCGAGCGCGAGCGACCUGGCCGCCGGCCGCGAGCGGCAGCUCGAGCAUUGGCUGGGCGAGACGUACGAGACAGCCGCGCAGCUGGAGCAAAUCUACACGACACUGCUGCCGUCGCUGAUCGACGACCUCGAGGUGGAGGCCGGCCUGCGCGUGCUGCGGCGCAUCGGCGAGGAUAUGCGGGCCGCGCUUGCGCCGCACGCGCGGCGUCACGGCUACGAUGUGGAGGACCGCCUGCGCAGCGGCAGUAGCAGGCGGCGAGCGGCGCAGGCGCUGCGCGACGCGCUGUUCCCGCCCGAUCGGGAGAGCGAGACGACCGCCCGGCGCUCGCCCCUCGAGGUUCUCCGCGCCCUGCAGGCGCUGGCCGUGUACCUGGCGCACAUCGAAGUCGGGCUGACGGCGCUGCUGCCGGCCGCGCAGGCGCUGUGGGACGAGGCGUUUGUUGAGGCGGUGAUCAAGGCGCAGGGCUGUCUCGACCGCAUGCAGGGCUGGGUGCGGCACCAGGUGAAGGUGCGCAGUCCGCAGACGCUGGUGGUGCCGGUCAGGAAGGAGGAAUAG